Messenger RNA from Pygocentrus nattereri (red-bellied piranha), 2464 nucleotides. RefSeq names its product transmembrane protein 100-like. The record is from RefSeq and is a predicted model, not a curated record. The transcript has 2 exons. Bases 1631 to 2056 code for a protein of 141 amino acids. NCBI's taxonomy places the organism in Eukaryota, Metazoa, Chordata, Actinopteri, Characiformes, Serrasalmidae.
CAAACACAUCUGCAGGUGGGGACGCGCAGAAUAAAAGACGGGCCUCCUGCCUCGUCCUCAUGUUCUGCGCUUCGAGAGCCGAGGAUUGGCACACAGUUCGGUCUGGAUUGUUUAUGAUAAAUGAAAGUAUUGCUUAGUAAUAUGAAACGUUGGCGUCAUUUAUGGCAUAAUUCUUGACUGUGAAGGAGCAAAACUCUUCAGUUCGCACUCCAGAACGGUGGCGAUUGGGCUGAAAGCCUUGUCUAUUUGACCUAAAGCAGCAGGGAGAAGCGAAGCACAUGUCCCAGGGAAAACAGGGCAGGCAAACCAAAACAGAGAGAAAGUUCGAGGUGGAGCUGAGAGAAGACAGCCGACAGAUUUCAGCACAGCCCUGGUCCUCACAGGCUGCGCCAAGAUCCAUCGGAGUCAGCUUGGACUGGGAGGACGCUGACACCAUCGCAGGCAAACAUACAGCAAACACCCUGAUGAAGAUGAACAUGACUAUACGUUAAUAUCAAAUGGUACUGCUCACUGUCCCGACUGCCUGAAAUACUAAUACCAGUCGUGAUCUUAAGGGACGUUUCGAACUUUUAAAACUAGUCAUCUAGGAUACAUUUUUUAAUUAGUUAAUUAGUUUUGUCAUUUAACAGAUGUUUUUGAGUACUAAAACUAGUCAUAAUCUAAGAGACAUCUGGGACUACUAAACAAAUCAUCUAAAGAGACGUUUGGGACUAAUAAAUUUGGAAAGACAUUUAAGAGACGUUUGGGACUACCGAAACUUGUCAAGUCAUCUAAGAGACAUUUGGGACAAAUACACUUGUCAAGACAUCUAAGAGACAUUUGGGAUUACCAAAACUAAUCAAGUCAUCUAAGAGACGUUUGGCUCUACUGAAACUAGUCAAGUCAUCUAAGAGACGUUUGGCUCUACUGAAACUAGUCAAGUAAUCUAAGAGACGUUUGGGACUACUGAAACUAGUCAAGACAUCUAAGAGACGUUUAGGACUACCGAAACUAGUCAAGUCAUCUAAGAGACGUUUGGGACUACCGAAACUAGUCAAGUCAUCUAAGAGACGUUUGGGACUACUGAAACUAGUCAAGUCAUCUAAGAGACUUUUGGGACUACUGAAACUAGUCAAGACAUCUAAGAGACGUUUAGGACUACCGAAACUAGUCAAGUCAUCUAAGAGACGUUUGGGACUACUGAAACUAGUCAAGACAUCUAAGAGACGUUUAGGACUACCGAAACUAGUCAAGACAUCUAAAAGACAUUUGGGACUACUGAAACUAGUCAAGACAUCUAAGAGACGUUUGGGACUUCUGAAACUAGUCAAGUCAUCUAAGAGACAUUUAGGACUACUGAAACUAGUCAAGACAUCUAAGAGACAUUUAGGACUACCCAAACUAGUCAAGUCAUCUAAGAGACAUUUAGGACUACCGAAACUAGUCAAGACAUCUAAGAGACGUUUAGGACUACCGAAACUAGUCAAGUCAUCUAAGAGACGUUUGGAACUUCUGAAACUAGUCAAGUCAUCUAAGAGACGUUUGGAACUUCUGAAACUAGUCAAGUCAUCUAAGAGACGUUUGGGACUAAUAAAUUUGUCAAGUCAUCUAAGAGACGUUUGAGGUACUACAGGUGCAACUAUCUGUCAUUAUGGAAUCAAUCCUGGAUCCCUCUGCCCUGCCUGACCCCACCCCAACAGUGACCUAUGACCCUAAGUCUGAAACAGUCACCCUUCCCACCAGGGUGGUCUCUGUGGCAGGUGUCACCGUGGUAACUGGGGGCACAGAGAUGACCUGGGGCUCCUGCCUGUUGGCCUUUGGGUUUUGGGGCACUCUGGUUGGCCUGAGUUCGGUUUCCGUGGGACUGUGGGACUCAGCGCACACCAGUGAAAACACCUCCAUCCUACUGGUUUUGGGCUUGGUGAUUCUGGCUAUCAGCUCGGGUGUCGUGCUCGGGGUUGUAGGGUUCCGUUCCAUAAUGAAGAAGAGAGGACUGACGAGAAGAGAGAGGGAAGAAGGGAGAGUUGUGCUGGUUGCUGAAGAUGGAAUGAAUGUUAUUAAAACUGUGACUGUGUGAAAACGGAAAGAGGCAAAUACUGAUUGCGCUUCGUUGAAGUUACACUACAGUUCAAAGGUUGGAGUUACGCUUUUCAAUAAUAUAAAUCAGUUUAACCAGUUUAACUGAUAGAUGUGUAAGAUAAAAGUUUGUCUCCACAGCUUUAUAAUUUCUAAUUAGUAAGGCGACAAAAAUGAAGGCAUGUCAAAUGUGAUGAACAGAGCUGUGGAAUAUUGAAUAUCAGUAGAAUAUCAGAAUCACUUAAAUGAUCUAAAUUUGAUUUUUUUUUACGUCUGUUGAUUCGGGGCUGAAAGUUUUUUUGUAAAAUGAACUAAAUUUGAAUUUUUAUGAAAAUUUUGUAAAAUACACCAAAUUUGAAUAUUUUCAGUUGAUUCCGUGCUAAGAUUUGUAUUAAAUUAACUAAAAUUG